Molecule: messenger RNA, 1422 nt
Organism: Ostrea edulis (European flat oyster)
Lineage: Eukaryota; Metazoa; Mollusca; Bivalvia; Ostreida; Ostreidae
Product: DNA-directed RNA polymerase II subunit RPB1-like
Exons: 1
Coding region: 1-1422 (473 amino acids)
Source: RefSeq, a predicted model, not a curated record
AUGCUGAACCUUCUAGCCCUCGUCUGCUUCAUUGCCUGUUCUGUUGCGGGCCCGAUCUCUACAACUUACAGUGACCACAGCCCACCCUAUUCUACAGGCACUUACAGUGACCACAGCCCACCCUAUUCUACAGACACUUACAGUGACCACAACCCACCCUAUUCUACAGAGACUUACAGUGACCACAACCCGACCUAUUCUACAGGCACUUACAGUGACCACAGCCCACCCUAUUCUACAGAGACUUACAGUGACCACAACCCGACCUAUUCUACAGGCACUUACAGUGACCACAGCCCACCCUAUUCUACAAGCACUUACAGUGACCACAACCCGACCUAUUCUACAGAGACUUACAGUGACCACAACCCGACCUAUUCUACAGGCACUUACAGUGACCACAGCCCACCCUAUUCUACAGAGACUUACAGUGACCACAACCCGACCUAUUCUACAAGCACUUACAGUGACCACAGCCCACCCUAUUCUACAAGCACUUACAGUGACCACAACCCGACCUAUUCUACAGGCACUUACAGUGACCACAGCCCACCCUAUUCUACAGAGACUUACAGUGACCACAACCCGACCUAUUCUACAGGCACUUACAGUGACCACAGCCCACCCUAUUCUACAGAGACUUACAGUGACCACAACCCGACCUAUUCUACAGGCACUUACAGUGACCACAGCCCAUCCUAUUCUACAAGCACUUACAGUGACGACAGCCCUUCCUAUUCUACAAGCACUUACAGUGACCACAACCCCACCUAUUCUACAGGCACUUAUAGUGACCACGACUCGAGGCAUCAUGGGGUGAACUUUGGAGAUGGAUCUGCUGCUGCCGCUGCUGCAGCCAUCGCUGGACGAGGUGCUGCCGCAUCUGCUGCAGUCGCUGUUGCUGAUAGAUUUGUUAGCUUAAGAUCCGGUUUAGGCAUCGGCAUGCGACGUGGUAUGCGCGGUAGCAUGCGUGGUGGCAUGGGCAGUCGUAUUGCCGGUGGCAUGAACGGUAGCAUAGGUGGUCGCAUAGGCGUUCGAAUGGGUGGUCACAUGGGUGGUCGCAUGGGCAGUGAAAUGAGAGGUGGCAUGGGUGGUCGCAUGGACGGUGGUAUGAGUGGUAGCAUGGGUAGUCGCAUGGGCGUUGGGAGGAAUGGUGGUAUGCGAGGUGGAAUGGGCGGUCGCAUUGGCGGUAGCAUUGGUGGUGGGAGGAACGGUGGCAUGCGAGGUGACAAUGGUGGUCGUAUGGGCGGACGCAUGGGCAAUGGUAUUGACACUGGCAUGCGUGGUGGUAUGAACGGUGACGUUGACAGUGGCAUGCACGGUAGGAUGGACAGUGGUAACGGCGGUGGUAAUGGUGAUGGUAACGGCGGUGGACACAGUGGUGGAAGCGGUGGUAACAGAGGAAGAAGGGUAGUUUUAUGA